AUGCCAAGUUAUGACCAGCAACUUCAUGCAGCAGCAGUCACUGGGGAUAAAGCAAACCUGACCAGACUUUUACUCACCAACAAUUUUUACCCAGAUGUAGUUGAUCAAUUUGGCCGCACCCCGCUCAUGUAUUGUGUACUUGCUGAUCGGCCAUACUGUGCGAAAAUUCUAAUCAAGGCUGGGGCUAAUGUCAAUCUAAAGGACAAAGGUGGACGCACAGCUCUCCACGGUGCUGCACAAAAGGGUAAUUUUCGACUGAUGAAAUUACUUAUGACAAAAGGUGCCAAUUGUUGGGUGAAAGAUAACGAGGGUCAGACAGUGAUGCACCUGUGCACACGGCAUAAGUCCUUAAAGUGUCUCACUUUACUGCUCAAGCAACUCACACCUGGGGAAGUGGACGACCAAGAUAAAUAUAAGAGAACAGCACUUCAUCGAGCGGCUUCCUAUGGAAACAUUGACCAUGUGAAAAUGCUUAUAAAACAGGGUUCUAACAUCAGUAUUCCUGACAGUGAAGGCAAAACACCUCUCCACUGGGCAGCAAGUAGCAAAGAUCCUUCCGCUGUAGCAUGUGUCAAGGUCUUGCUUGAAGCUGCUCCAACAGUUGUCAAUUGGCAAGAUUAUGAAGGAAGAACAGCUCUUCAUUCUGCUGUGGCUGAUGGAAAUGAGGCGAUUGUAAAAGUCCUUACGUCCUUUGAAAACUGCCAUGUAUCAGAAUUGGACAAUAAUUUUCGAACUCCUUUGCACUGGGCAGCAGAUUUAGGACAUUCCCAAAUUAUAAGCAUCUUACUGGACAAUGGUGCCGACUAUGCCUGUUCGGAUUCUAACAGUGCUACACCCUUGCAUUAUGCUGCCAAAAACAAUUCUGCACAAACUGUUGAAGUGUUUCUUUCACGGAAGAACGUGACUGAUGAGCCAGAUGUGGAGGGACGUACUGCAUUCAUGUGGGCUGCUGGAAAAGGUGCUGAUGAGGCCAUAAAAACAUUUAUUAAAUACGAUGUAGAUAUUCAACAAGUUGACAAAAACAGUGAAACUGGUAAGUAA
Acanthosepion pharaonis is the source of this 1041-nucleotide messenger RNA. The record is from the annotation of a GenBank genome assembly. NCBI's taxonomy places the organism in Eukaryota, Metazoa, Mollusca, Cephalopoda, Sepiida, Sepiidae.